GGUACCCGUCCGUUGAAGAAAGGAAAGCCCACGAUGACUCACUUCAAAUAACUUGAAACUGACCAAAUCAUGUCAAUAAAUGGCAUACUUAAAAAAUAACUACAACUAACAAAUGAAAAUAAAGCUUCUGCAGCUGUGGUGAAAGCGCUAUAAAAUAGAGCCUCGAGCCUGCGCCUUAGCAACUGCGACGGUGGAGUUUGUCGGCAAGUCAUGUUGGACUUUAGCAAGUGGCCUCUGCUCCUGUUGUUGAGCACCGAGGAGCUUGCCACAAUCCAACAGGCCUGUGUCUUUGGAGCAUCUGCGAAUGAGGCCAUCUACAUCACAAACGACAACAAGGUAUUUGUGUUCGGCUUGAACUGCAGCAGCUGCCUGGGAACAGGAGAUGGUAUAAGCACCAUUGUGCCAAAGCAACUGAGCUGCUUGGCGGGGAAGAAGGUGGUUAGCCUGAGCUACGGCAGUGGGCCACACAUCCUGCUGGCAACAGAGGAUGGGAAGCUAUUUGCUUGUGGGCACAAUGGUUUCUGCCAGCUGGGGAUCGGGACGGCCAACCAGGAGCUGUCCCAGGUGCUGGUCACUGCCAACAUUCAGAACAAGAAGGUAAAAGAGGUGGCGUGUGGUGCACAUCACUCCAUGGUCCUUACACAGGAUGGAGAGGUCUUUGCUUGGGGUUUUAAUGACUACGGCCAGGUGGGUUCAGGUUCCGUAGCCGUCCAAGCUUUCCCCUUGAAGGUGGGCGGCUCGUUGCAGGGUAAAACCGUGAUGGGUAUCACAUGUGGACAGUCCUCCUCCAUGGCUCUGCUGGACAACGGAGAGAUUCAUGGGUGGGGCUACAAUGGCAACGGGCAGCUGGGUGUAGGCAACAACAGAAACGAGCUGAUGCCUCGUCGCCUCUCUGCUCUGCAAGAUUCCUCUAUAAAGCAGGUGGUGUCAGGCUUCGGCCACUCCCUCGCGGUAACGGAUAAAGGACUGCUCUUUUCAUGGGGCGCAAACACAUUCGGCCAGCUGGGAACUGGAGACAAGAACAACUGCUUUAGCCCUGUGCAAGUUAUGGCCGAUGAAGAGAGGUUUGUAGAGGUGGCAGCAUGCCAUUCGACCAACAUUUCAGCGGCCAAGACGCAGAGUGGCCAGGUGUACAUGUGGGGUCAAUGUCGGGGUCAAGCAGUUGUCACGCCACGCCUCACCUACUUCACCAACACAGACGAUGUGUUUGCCUGUUUCGCUUCACCACCGGUCAUGUGGAGACUGGUGUCUGUUGAGCAAAAUGACUUCCUGACAGUUGCAGAGGCACUGAGGAAAGAAUUUGACAGUCCAGAAACGGCAGACCUCAAGUUUAACGUUGAAGGCAAAUGCAUCCAUGUUCACAAAGCGGUGCUGAAGAUCAGGUGUGAGCAUUUCCGCUCUAUGUUCCGCUCCCAGUGGGUGGAAGGUCGUCAGGAAGUGAUUGAGAUCAACCAAUUCUCGUAUGCCAUCUACCGUUCCUUCCUGCAGUUCCUCUACACAGACACUGUUGACCUUCCACCUGAAGAUGCCAUUGGCCUGCUGGACUUGGCCACCUCCUACUGUGAGAACCGCCUAAAGCAUCUGUGUCAGCAGAUCAUCAAAAGAGGAAUCACGGUCAAAAAUGCCUUCACCCUGUUUUCUGCUGCCAAACGAUUUGAUGCAGAGGACCUGGAGGAGUUUUGCUUCAGAUUUUGUAUUAACCAUCUGACUCAGGUGACUCAGACACCAACCUUCAGUCAAGUUGACGGAAACAUGCUGAAAGGGUUCAUCAUCAGAGCAAGCUAUUGUGGAGCCUUCAGGUACUAGGUUGUUCUCCCAGUUGUUUUGUUUUGUUUUUUUAAUGCUGGAUGAGCCGCCCAGUGGCACUUGAGAUGUGUGCAGGACUUUUAUGCGGACCACAGUCUGCCAGUCGGACCUUUUGUCUUGGCCAAGAAACCCAAACAUUUAUUUUACACUUGUGUCAGUGUAUGGGAUCACUUCUGAUAUGGGAUAUGUUUUUAAACUUCGAUUUUUAAUCAAACAUUACGCUGUUUAAAGCAUUUAGCCCAGAACACAUGACUGCUGUAGUGGAAUUUCAAUGUUGUUUCUCUUUGCACCAAAAUAAGUAUUUGAUGUAUGUUAUGAAGCUUUAAACCUCCACUUGGCAAAAAUAAGUGACUUUUUUCCCCUAGCUUGUCUUCUGGUAGUUCUUGUCGACCCCAAUUUGAGUCAAAAUCAAGUCCUCUAAUGUUUAAAAGCUGUGAAAGACUAUUAGGGUACUGAAUGGCAAAUACAGGAUUAAAUCAGUCAUUUUUGUAAUUUCUAUAUUUUGAGUAAAAGACUGUUUUGUUGUGAUUAAAAAUGCAUGUUUGAAGGAAAAGUUAUGUAUUUGAGAAAAGAAAAAGGUUCCUAUUUGACAAUGGUGAAAUUCGUACAUUUGAUGCAUAAACCAUGCAAGGGACUUGCUUUGACGACCCCCUGAUAGGACAAACUCAAGUUAUAAUUUUUUAAAGGUACAAUAUUAUGAGUAGUUGGAAUUCAAGUAAUGCUACAUAUGAGGAGUAGCAAGGGGAGGCAGUUAGUAUUGUGUCUCUACACUGUGGCAGGCAGAACUACAUUGGUCUCGCUGUGAGAGCACAAAAGUUUACGUUCUUCUUCUGGACAGAUACCUGGCUCGUUGCCUCAUAAGCAUACUGUUUAACCAUACAUGUCUACAACUCAGCUAAGUGUCUUCAUCUUUUUGGUCGAAAAGGAUUUGAUCCAGACUGUACCGCAGGUGACAAAAUUGGAAAGAUUAUCCAUACCUGAGCAUUAAAAAGAUUCAAAACAUUCAUCUGGACUCGGACUUAUCAAGGAAGACUUUCUUGACCGGCAAUAUUUUUUUAAUGGGAAGGAGAGCAACGAAAAAUAAUACAAUUUAGAAAUAAUUUUAAUAUUAAGCAAACGAGCAAA
This is a messenger RNA of Hippocampus zosterae (dwarf seahorse), 2931 nucleotides long. It is a transcript of the gene rcbtb1, whose product is annotated as regulator of chromosome condensation (RCC1) and BTB (POZ) domain containing protein 1. Lineage: Eukaryota; Metazoa; Chordata; Actinopteri; Syngnathiformes; Syngnathidae. The record is from RefSeq and is a predicted model, not a curated record. The transcript has 12 exons. Gene Ontology annotation, molecular function: protein binding. The coding region runs from base 211 to 1806 and encodes 531 amino acids.